CGGGAUUUGUUGUUGUAGAAACUUCUGCGUGGUCGCUAAAAUCAGCAAGACAAUAGAAACACGGAAUAAUUUUUGUAAAGUUUUAUGAUUACAAAUUCAUGAUAAAAAAACCCGACAGAUUUGAAUAAUAUGAUCACUUUAUCGCGUUGAAGUAGAUUAAAUUUAAUCUACCGGACUACAGGUAGUAAACCCGGAAGUAGUAAUUCGGCAGGUGUGUUUAUUUACUUCCGGACACGAGAACCUGCAGAGGCUCAGGCACACGCACCCUCACCACAGCCAGCAUGCGCCUGGUUCAGUUCCGCCGACGGGGAGCCGAGGGAAGUGCGAGGGUCGGUGUGGAGAGCGCGAACGGCGUCGUCGACCUGAAGGCGUUUGAUCAGACCGUCCCGUCCACCAUGAGAGAGUUCUUGGAGCUGGGAGAGAAGGGCAUAGAGUGUGCUCAGAGAGCCAUGUCCAGUGGCAAGUGUGUGCUCCCUCACACUGAUAUUCAGCUCCUGGCUCCGGUCACCGGCCCGGGCAAGGUGGUGUGUGUGGGUAUGAACUACAGAGACCACUGCCUGGAGCAGAAUGCACCCAUCCCCACUGAGCCCAUCAUCUUCAGCAAGUUCCCCUCCUCCAUCGCGGGCCCCUACGACGACAUCCACCUGCCAAACGAGAGCCAGGAGGUGGACUGGGAAGUGGAGCUCGCCUUUGUGAUCGGAAAAAAAGGAAAGCACGUAAAGGAGGAGGACGCUCUCGGUCACGUUGCCGGCUUCACCGUAGCCAAUGACGUCAGCGCUCGUGACUGGCAGAUGAGGAAUGGCAAGCAGUGGCUUCUGGGAAAAACAUUCGACACAUUCUGUCCACUAGGGCCUGCUCUUGUUACCACGGAAGCACUGAAGGACGUCCACAAUCUGGGGAUCCGGUGCCUGGUAAACGGUGAUGUAGUUCAGGACAGCAACACCAGUCAGCUGAUCUUUAAGACGGAGAAGGUGGUGGCGUGGGUCUCGCAGUUUGUGACUCUGUACCCAGGCGACGUGUUUCUAACAGGCACACCUCCAGGAGUGGGCGUGUUCAGAAAACCCCCCAUCUUUCUAAAGACAGGAGACGUCGUGGAGUGUCAGAUCGAGGGGAUCGGGUCCAUCCGAAACACAGUGGUGUGACUCCUGCACGGCUGGCUGACUUUUAUCUGAGCUACGUGGAUGGGGAAAAAAAUCAAAAUAAAUCACUUUCACAGUUGAAAUGCUUCAAUAUCUAGAUGUUUCUGAAAUCCUAAUCAGAGUCAUGUGCACUAGAAAUGAUUAGUCCACAGUGCAGGUGCUGUGAUCUUCCAGGAGAUGGAGCUCUGUUGAUUAUGUUUGGGGAGAAACACUACUGUAUUACCCCAUCACCCCCCUCUCCCCCUGGUGAAAUAAAAGAAUAAAAGACCCCCCCCACAGA
Molecule: messenger RNA, 1419 nt
Organism: Ictalurus punctatus (channel catfish)
Lineage: Eukaryota; Metazoa; Chordata; Actinopteri; Siluriformes; Ictaluridae
Product: fumarylacetoacetate hydrolase domain-containing protein 2
Exons: 8
Coding region: 282-1142 (286 amino acids)
Molecular function (GO): hydro-lyase activity
Source: RefSeq, a predicted model, not a curated record